Staurois parvus is the source of this 330-nucleotide messenger RNA. The record is from the annotation of a GenBank genome assembly. NCBI's taxonomy places the organism in Eukaryota, Metazoa, Chordata, Amphibia, Anura, Ranidae.
AGCCAAAGAUAUCGGCUCAGUCAUGUGAUCAGCUGUCGCCAAUCACAGCUGAUCGCAUGGGACAUGUACACUGAUCAUCAGGGGACUGAUGAUCAGUGUGCCCUGAUGAUCAGUGUAGCCCCAGCAGUGCCACCUGUCAGUGUCCAUCAAUGCCAGCUGUCAGUGCCCAUCAGUGCCACAUAUCAGUGCCUACCAGUGCACAUCAAUGCCACAUAUCAGUGCCCAUCUGAGCUGCCGCAGUGUCAACUAUCAGUGCCGCCUAAAAGUGCCCCCUACAAGUGCCUCCUCAUCAGUGCCCAUCACUGCAGCCUCAUUAGCGCACAUCAGUGA